ACAAAAUGUAAUUCACCGAUCUCAUAGUGAACUUUAGAAUGAAAUUUGUAUGCUCGAUUUAUAUUUUGAUUGUGGUUUUUGUGGAAAACAAGGAAAAUUUUUUGGUACGAUGCAUCGCCAACGUAGAAGAGCACGAGCUUGUGCACUUGUCGCAGAAAUUGAACGCCCUGGAGUGUUUGCAACUUGUGCAAGCUGUAUACGAAGUAACUCCAACGAGAAUGGAACGUAAAGUGAAGAAUCGCGAGACACCACGUGAAGACUUGAGUCGAAUGCCAAUAACGUCGGAGGAAUGCCUUCUUAAUCUUGAACAAUGGAAACAUGAUUUUCCAACAAAUAUGAAACCAACCGGACGGGCAGCAAUGGAAAUGACUUUAAGAUGGUUAGGACGACCCGACCUGGCAAAGUACGUGAGAGAAAAUCCCAGAUUGAUUAAACUCUUUGAUACGGAGGGUCACGAUGUAGCAGGCACGUUAGAAUUUCCAGGACACAGAGUGUCGAGAAGGCAGGCUCAGGAAAUGGACAAAAAUCCAAAUACUCGUGUAAUGACGAAGAAGAGAAGGACAAAAAAGAAAAAGAUGAAGCAUCGCGGAAAUUCCAAAGCGCAAAAUAAAGGAGUGAAAAGGGCAAUGAUCGUUGCAGCAGCACACCCUGCAUCUCACAAGAGUCAUCGAUUGAAAAAGAAAGGGAACCUCCAACCGAGGAAGAUUGGUUCCGCCGUACGCACGUCGAUCUGGUGUUCAAUUCUGUUCGUUCUAUUCUUUGUUACCAUUUGCCUUGUCGGUGUCUACUUCUAUUACAAGCGAAAUCAUUCAAAGGCACGUGGUACGCGAUUCAAGCACAUCCGGAACGUGAAUAAAAAGGAUAAAAACACCUUCACCGAUAACUUGGAGUGGAAUGACGAUGACGUUUGUUCCUGUUCGGAUAUAGAAGAUUGUACAGAGAAAUGUGAAAUGUGUGAUCAAAUUUAUCAAACGCGUUACGUAGUAGAUCAUCGGAUUGGUACUGACGAUUCUAUCAAAAGUUUGACCUCUGUUCGUGAACCGAAGAAGGAAGAGAAGAGAAGCUGCCAGAAUAAGAAAAAGGAAAAGGAUCAGAAUAAUCGGGAUAGGAAGAAAAUUUUGGACAAGAUAGUUGCGAAGAGAUGCGAAAAAAUGCCACGAAUCGUUCGAAAGGACCAAUGCAAAUGUUGUAGAUGUAUCUUGAAUUCUAGAGAUAAAAUACGACGUGAGAAGAAAGAACUACACAAAUGGAAAGCGAAGAGAAAGAAGGAAGAGAAAAAAAGAAGGAAAGAGGAAUUACGAAGAACAGAAGAACUGGCGAAUGUAUGUUUCAACGAGACGUGUAAAUAAACUACUAUUUCAUUUGCUAUUUCAGCACUCUGAUGAUUACUUAAGAACGAAUAUUUAAAAUAGUUAAGAAAAAAACAGAAAGGAAACAAUAACCACAGAGAUAUCAUAAAAAUAUCAAAUCUUAUUACGGUAAUAAUACUAUGUGAUAUUAACAAAAUUCUUUGUUUUCUCACUACUUUUUAUUUUAUUAAAUCAUUUUAUUAUUUCAUUAAAAUUUUGUUUCAACAUUUUAAUAAACGUAAUAUGUAUUGGCACUGGUAUUGUGUUAAUCAUUUUAAUUGUUACGAAACAAAUCAUAAAAUCCCGCGUUUAAGAGCAGUGUCACGUGAUCCUUUCUGAAUUCGAGAGUAUCGAUCUUUCGAUUCUCGAAGAUGGAUCGCGCGCGUUACUGCAGUGACCGUUGCAGUUCGUUCGUUCGUUACGUUAUAAAAUUUUCGUUCUGUGAAAAAACUGUGAUAUCGCCGGUUAUCAUCAUCAUCAGCAGAAAUAUCUACUAUCUAGGUACGAAAUUAUGCAUUUGAAUUUCCAUAAAAAACGAUAUAAAGAGAUAUAUUUCAGAAUCGCAAGUCAAACUUUGCCGUUCGCACGAGGCAAAGCAUUUGUAAAAGAGCUAUAAACAAUUCAAACACAAUGUAUUUUCUUCAACUAUCAACUAAAAACUCCAUUUUACAAUAUAUAUUAUUUUAUUUUAUUGUAGAAAUAUUCGUGGCAAUAUUUCUGAUUACAAAGAUUACAAACAUUUUAUUGUUUAUAAUUUUUUAACCAUAUGGCGAUGAAAUUGAACAUUACGUUU
Frieseomelitta varia is the source of this 2142-nucleotide messenger RNA. RefSeq lists its product as uncharacterized. The transcript is spliced from 7 exons. Bases 39 to 1349 code for a protein of 436 amino acids. The record is from RefSeq and is a predicted model, not a curated record. NCBI's taxonomy places the organism in Eukaryota, Metazoa, Arthropoda, Insecta, Hymenoptera, Apidae.